UGAAGCAGCCAAGACCGACCCACCCGCCGGCCCACAGCGCCUCAGCAGCUCCCCGAGGGAACCAGGCGGCCGAGGCCUCCUGGCUGCGCGGCCCCGACACCGCCGCCCUGGCGGCCCGGCCUGCAGCCCAUCGACCCCGUCCUACGGCGGCGGCGUAGUGUUCGAGUCCGGGUGACUUUUGGCCCUCGGCGCUUGCCCUCGUUCCCCGCCCUCCGGCUCCUGCUCCGCCCCCGGCCCUGCACCCGCUUUUCUCCUCACAGAAAGGUCGCGGCCUGAGGCAGGGUGAACCCCAGCGUCCCCGUGGCCUCACCCCGAUGUGACCGAGGCGAUGCUCCGCGACAGGUUCAGCCCGGCCGGGCCAUCCUCUGCAUCCGGGUCUGCAGUGACGUGAUCGCCCGCCGCCCCUUGGGCUGUGUGAACCUGAGGACGGUCCUGCCCACACUCAAGGGAAGAGUAUUAUUUAGGAUGUGUGUACCAGAGGAUGGGGAGUCUUCGAAUUCUGCCAGCCACAAUCUCAGAAACAUAUUUUUAAAGAGAAAAACUACUAUCCAAGUUACUAGAUAAAUGAUGUCUCCAAUCCCCAUGAUUCAACAGAUACUUCAAGAGAGGAUUUGGACACCUUCAUAACCUUUCGGGGGACUUCUCGGUCAGGAUGGACAAACACCUCUUGUUGCUCUUAUCUGUCUUCUGCUGCACUGUGGCAGCGGCGCCCCUGAAAUGUGUAACGUGCCACCUCCGCACAGAGAUGGAUCGCUGUAGAAGAGGCUUUGGAAUCUGUGUUGCCAAGAAGUAUGAGACCUGCUUGCUCUUAAAGAUCCUCCAGGAUGACAUUUUCCAGUUAGCAUACAUGGUGUGUCAGAAAUUCUGCAGAGACUUGACAUACAAGAUCAACAGUCGAACUUAUGUUCAUAAGUGCUGCAACCACAAUUACUGUAACUUCAAAAGUCUAGCACAUGCUUUCUUCUGAGAUCUCAUUCUAAGAUGUUAUGGAUGUUUCUCUGCCUUAACACUCUGCCUGCCUUUGCUUUCGUCCCCUGGCUGUCUGUAAUUCAGUGUUACCCUUCCCAUUGCCUCCAGCUUGGUUUGUACCACAGUCAGAGGAUGCUUUUGAACAACAUGUUUCUCCCGGUGUGGGGACUGGUAUUUACCUACUUCAAGCAGCCCUGGAGAAAAAUGUAAAACAAGACCAAAAUAGAUCCUUGUGUUUAGCUUAGAUAGUUGAGCUGAACUAGAAAUAUUUCAGCUGAAAAUUCCCAAAAUAUUUUUAUCUCAAACUCCCCAUUUAUCAUUGCUGUAAUUAAGUAGAAAUAGCCACAAAGUAAAUGGUGGAUACUCAAGGUUUAUCUCUAUGGGCAAAAAAUUAUUUUCCCCAGUGGACAGCGUCCACUUCAUACACAGUCAAGAUUUUCUUGGACCUUUACGAAAUAUAUCCAUGUACAGUGUUAGCAGGAAACAGCAGAUAAAGGAUCUCCUGCCUCUGUGACAUUCACAGCUCACACCUAGCCACUUCUGGGCCUGUCAAGAUGUACAUUUAAGGCAUAUUACAGUCUGGGCAUUGAUCCCAAACCCAUGCAACCCAUGUCUUUCUCCUGUUUGUUCAGACAACUUUGAACGUUAUUCUGAGUGCAAGUCACAAAAUUUUGGAACUAUAUCAAACUUAUUAAGUAAAUAAAAUUCCCUUUGUGCCCCUGAAUCUGAGAAAAACAAUAUGAAUAUUUUGCCAUAUCUCCAUAUAAUAUUAUUUCUGCACGUAUACUACAUGUUCAUGUUAAUAAAGACUAUCA
Molecule: messenger RNA, 1784 nt
Organism: Vicugna pacos (alpaca)
Lineage: Eukaryota; Metazoa; Chordata; Mammalia; Artiodactyla; Camelidae
Source: RefSeq, a predicted model, not a curated record